GAGUGAGAGAGAGAGAACUGAGCAGUGAAUGAGUAAACCUAAUUUCCAUGUCAAGAAUAAGAGCGGGAACUAGGGAGAGACAAGAGACAAAAAUACACACUUACCAGAAGAUGUGGAGAGGGGGAGGAGAGGAAGGGAACAGAGAGGGGGGAGUGUGAAACAGAGAGAAAGGGGUGCACUCUAACAGAAAGAGGAAGAGAGAGCAGAGAGAGGAGAGCAAAACUGAGGUUGCUGACACUGUGAGAGAAUAUUUAUUUUCUCACCACUUAUCAUAUGGAAUAUAAACCUUGUGGGAUUUUCUUCAACCUGAAUUCAACUGUAAAACAGAUUUAAUCUCAGACGGAUUCUUCUUGUGGGACUAGUUUUAUUAGGAUCCUACUAGUUGUCUGGUGUGGAUAUAAUACCAGUCUGUCUUUGAGAUGGGGUCCAGAACUCUUCUACUUAUUCUGGGUCUUAAUUUCAGUCUGCUGGGGAACCUAGAGGCCAGAGAUUGUCCCGGGGGCUUCAUAGCCAAAGGGAGAACACUGUGUGUUGAUAUAGAUGAGUGUAAAGAGUGGGACAGUAACCCACCCUGUGGAAGUAAUGCCGCAUGUUACAACACACAGGGGAGCUUCUACUGUCAGUGUCUACCUGGGUUCAGAUCCACAACAACUUUCCAGUUUACUGCUCUCACUGGGGAGUGUAAGGACCUCGAUGAGUGUCAGGGGAAACUGCAGGUUUGUACCAGCAACUCCAUUUGCCUCAACACCAUCGGGAGCUUCAACUGCCAAUGCCAACCUGGUUUCAGAUUCUCUGCUUAUACUGGGCACUGUGAAGACCUCGAUGAGUGCCAGGAGACACCUCAGGUUUGUGGCAGCAACGCCAGUUGCCUCAACACCUUCGGGAGCUACCACUGCCAGUGUCAACCUGGGUUCAGAUUCUCUAAUCACUCUUUGAAGGUGACUGUGACCUCCUCCUCAGACCAAAUGACAGUACGCCCAGAACAUUGUUCUGUGAACCAAAAAGACUAUCUCAGUUUCAAGGUCCCAGAUUUGAGAGAAGAAACCUUGUUAGUUAUCAGUCAGUCAGUCACUUGCAGGAACCAACGUUGAUGAUGAAUAAUGAAUCAUGUAAAUCAUGCUUAUAUGAAUUGUUUGGACAGCCGUAUUUUAGAGAACUAACGGGACUGCCCCGGCAGAGCUCCUGACUGAUGUGUACUAUGUUGCAUGAAGUUUGUUGGAACCUCUCCAGCUUGCUGAUAAUAAAGAAUGAUUCAUUUAAGUUUGA
Messenger RNA from Oncorhynchus mykiss (rainbow trout), 1266 nucleotides. The record is from RefSeq and is a predicted model, not a curated record. Lineage: Eukaryota; Metazoa; Chordata; Actinopteri; Salmoniformes; Salmonidae.